UUAAUAUUAUUUAAUAUAUAUAUAUAAAGGGCAAUUUCACUAUUUAUGCAUAAUAGUGGGUAUAAUUACUAAAUAAUACCAGCACUAAUAAGUUUUUCAAAUUGGUGCUAAACUUUCAACAAGUACCAAAAAUACCCCUCUCAUUUUUUUUCCACUCAAAUUUUUUCCCACACAAACUCUCUCAUUCUCUCAGUCUCUCAAUCCCGAAACCACUCUCAUAUCUGCAGAAACUCUCUCAUUUUUUCCCAAACCCAAUUCGAAGGAAACCCAAAAACCCCCAAAAACGAAGGAAACCGUCGAUCUCAGGCUCCAUUUUCUCUUCUCCGGCAUCGGUUGUCAAACCCAUCGAGCCAACGGCGACAAAGAAGCUCGAAACCCACGUUGUCGAACCGGUCGAACCCAUCGAACCCAUUUCUCAUUAAGGUAUAUUCUUGAACCCUCGUGAUUAUUUUUGUUGUUUUGAUUCCUUUGAAUCUUGUGGUGUGGAAUGGGUAUGGUAGUUCUUUGGUCUGAGUUUUUCUGUGGUUUUUUCUGGGUUUGAACCAGUAGCUCGAUAGGUUCGAUGAAGGUUUGAUAGAAGCUCGAUGUUAUCCAUGGUAAUAUAUGAAACUAGCUCGAUAGGCUCGAUUAUGGUUCGAUAGUAGGCUCGAUAUGGUAGUUUGAAUGGUUCGAUGGUGGAUCGAUAAGAGCUUGAUGGAUAUGUGGUAUUAGGUUAAAAGGGCUCGAUAGGUUCGAUAAGGUUCGAUAGAAGCUCGAUGUUAUCCAUGGGUAAUAUAUGAAACUAGCUCAAUUAUGGUUCGAUAGUGGGCUCGAUAGGGUAGUUUGAAUGGUUCGAUGGUGGAUCGAUAAGAGCUCAAUGGAUCUGUGGUAUUAUGUUAAAAGGGCUCGAUAGGUUCGAUAAGGGUUCGACAGUAGGCUCGAUGGAUCUGUGGUAUUAAUAAACAGGGCUCGAUAGGUUCGAUAAUUGACUCGAUGAUUUUUUAUGUAGACAUAUUUUGCUUAGCUCGAUAGGCUCGACACUGGCUCGAUAGUGUAUGUUUCAGCUCGAGUAUAGCUCGAUGACAGCUUAUUUCAGUUUUUUGAUGAAAUUAUUUUGAAUUUUUUCCUGAUUAUGUUUAACAUUCUGUUUUCUUACCAAAUUUUUUUCAUGUGUUGUUGCAGAUGCCUAAGUUGCUUGUUCCGUUCAGUGAUCACUUUCCUGGUCGAGUGACAUAUCGGGGUAGUAGUACUCUAAUCACAUUAAGACCAGGUUUUUGGAGCUCGGGCUGCUUGAAAGGGCUAAGGAAUUCCCUUUCAAGCAAUUCUUUUUGGCUUCGGAGUUUAAUUUCUUCGGAGUCUUAGUGCAUCAACUAUUGCUGAGGAAAAUCGCCAGCAACAACGAAGAUGAGGUGCAUUUUUUCUUGGGGUCGAAGUCUUGUAGAUUCGGCAUGGGAGAGUUUGCCCUGGUGAUGGGGUUGGAUUUCAGUACCUUCCCGUCACCAGAAGAGUUGGAAGGGCGUAAUCUCAGUGACCGGUUGAUAAAGGAGUAUUUCAACGAUACUGAGAAAGUAAAGCUCUCACAAGUGGACCAUGCUUUCAAGACUUGUACGGUUGUGGAAGAUGUGUACAAGCUUGGUCUAUGUCUGUUUGUUGAGGGGGUUCUGAAUGCCAUUGAGGGCAAGUUGCACAUUUGGCAAGAUAUUCUAAAAAUUGUUGAGAAUGUAGAGUACUUCUUCAGCUAUCCAUGGGGGAAGUACUCUUAUAGGAGGCUAUUGCAUUCUUGUAAGAAGGACAUGGUGAAGCAAAAUGCCAACUAUGAUGCCAAGGUGCAGCAAGAGUCCAAGUACAGUAUGUAUGGUUAUGCCCCGGCCUUACAGUACUGGGCAUAUGAGGCUAUCCAGCAGCUUGCGGUGGAGCUUGUUGUGAGCUCGGGAAACAUGUUCCCGAGGAUGCUUAGUUGGUUGCAUCGGAGGAACAAGGAUUUCACCAAAUCCAUCAUCGCAUCGAUAUUAUUGAAGAAGAAUUUGAUUGUUCUUUCGAUGUUGAAGCCUCGACUAGCAGAAAAAGACUAUUACUUGUCUUUGACUGAGGGAGAUCUUCCCCUUUAUCCUGGGCUUGGCCAGGAUCCCUCGGAGACUGAUGAGGAGGAGGAUGCGACUUUUGAGAAAAUCGCGGAGAUAGUUUCUCAGGCAGCCAAGAUAUUUGUUGAUGCUGCCUCGGGGGAGGAGGUUGCAGGUCCCACCCCUCCUAUUGCCCCAGCCUCAGCCUUCGCCCCAACAUCAGCCCCAGCCUCAGCCUCAGCCUCAGCGUCAGCCCCAACACCAGCCUCAGCCUCAGCCCCUGAGCUCGCUGACUUGAUUGAGCGGUUGGACAGAGUCGAGGGUCGACAGGAGACCCUCCUGAAGAACUAGUCAGUGAUCUUGCACGUAGUCAGUCAAAUCCUGACAUUUAUUAAGGAGAAACCGAGGGGCUCCAAUGAAGAUUCAGACUCAGAGUCAUUGGAUAUUCCUCUAGACUAUGUUGAUGAUCCAACCACGACUCUUACCAUCAUUGUGACACCUGAUGCUGGGACUCCGGGAGUCGUUAUUGUCAACCCUGAGGAUGUUGCUGAGGUUUAGUUUAAGAGGGCUAGACGCCAAAGACGCAAGCCAGAUUGGUUUGAGGACUACACCGAUCCCACGAGGAAAAGACCUCGCACUGAUGCAGCUACACAGGAGGCUACACAGGUGCUGGACCCUCCCAAGAAGCCAGAUCCCAAACAGUAUAGGACAAUGUGCAAGUGGCUACUUGGAGACAUGCCCAACAAGACCCCGCGGGAUGUAAAGACUGGGAGUCACGGUCCAGCGUGGUUUCUGACGUUGAAGACACCCCAGUCGUGGCUCAAUGAUGGGGUAAGCCAUUUAUACCUAAUGACUCGAUAGUGGUAGAAAUUAUGGACUAUUUUCAAUUUUACAUGUUUUAUUUUUACUGACUCGAUAUGAGCUCGAUGAUAGCUCGAUAUGAGUUCAAUAGGAGUUUGAUGGGAGCUUACAGGAUCGAUGUGAGCUCGAUAGGAGUUCGAUAGGGAUGUUAAAAUAAGGUUGCUCUUUACAGUUUCAGAUUGGCUCGAUGUGAGCUUGAUGGAGCUCGAUAAGAGUUCGAUAGGGAUGUUAAAAUAAUGUUGUUCUUUACUGUUUCGGAUUGGCUCGAUGUGAGCUUGAUGGAGCUCGAUAGUAGUUCGAUAGUGGAGUUAAAAUAGGGUUGUUCUUUACUGUUUCAGAUUGGCUCGAUGUGAGCUCGAUGGAGCUCGAUAGUAGUUUGAUAGUGGAGUUAAAAUAGGGUUGUUCUUUACUGUUUCAGAUUGGCUCGAUGUGAGCUCAAUAGGGAUGUUAAAAUAGGGUUGUUCUUUACUGUUUUAGAUUGGCUCGAUGGAUCUCGAUAGGAGUUCGAUAUGGAUAUUAAAAUAGGGUUGUUCUUUACUAUUUGAGAAUAGCUCGAUGUGAGCUCGAUAGUAGUUCGAUGCGAGCUCGAUGGAGCUCGACAACAGCAAUUUAUGAUGGUCUUUGCUAAUUUUUUUAUCAUACUCUCUUUGUAGCAUAUUGAUGCAGCAGAACACAUGCUUCGUAUGCGUCGCAAGUAUUUCCCCAAUAUAUAUCGACAGAAUGUAGUUGUGAUAAACAUUUAUUUCUCACAAGUGAUACUUGCCCGAUAUGAUCAGUACAAGAAAAUAGUCGACAAAACAAAGUAUACUUGCAAUGCUGACGUUAUGUCCAUGUUGACCGGCAUCGAGCAGCAGUUUCUGGCAUCUUGGGGAGGAGUUGAGGAUGUAUAUUGGUGCCAGAACUAUGGACAACAACAUUGGUUUUUCAUUGAGGCUUCCAUUUCUAGUUAGACUCUGACUGUUUACGAUUGGACAACUCGGUGAUUAGUGACGCAAAGCUUGAGGAAAUUAUGAGUCCAUGGCGCUUUUUGCUUCCUUCUCUAUUAAUGUAGAGUAAACUGUUUACUGAUAGCUUGAUGUUGAAGAUUCCAUCAGCAGGAAACAAGCCGCAUCAGUUCACAUGGCAUCGCAAACAGAAACACGAGCUCACUCAGUCAAAGAGAAGUGGAGAUUGUGGUGUGUAUGUUGUCAAGCAUAUUGAGCAUCUAAUGGUCGGUCUUCCAUUGGAAACUAUAUGCGAUGAAAAUAUGGAGGUGUUUAGGAACAAGUGGGCCACAGACUUGUGGUAUCAAAAUUUGUUACCUUGAUGAUUGUAUAUAUAUAGGGUCUUUACAUGUACAGUUUCUUGUUCACAUUUUCUUAUAACUUUCAUGGGUUGUUAUUGAGCUAAUAUCAAGCUAUAUGGAACUGUUAUCGAAUUAUCAAAAUUUGUUACCUUCAUGAUAAUCUUGUAUACGGGGUCUUUACAUGUACAGUUUCGAACUGUUAUCAUUUUUUUUUAUAACUUUCAUGGGCUAUUAUCGAGCUAAUAUCAA
Humulus lupulus (European hop) is the source of this 4434-nucleotide messenger RNA. RefSeq lists its product as uncharacterized. NCBI's taxonomy places the organism in Eukaryota, Viridiplantae, Streptophyta, Magnoliopsida, Rosales, Cannabaceae. The coding region runs from base 1428 to 2390 and encodes 320 amino acids. The transcript is spliced from 3 exons. The record is from RefSeq and is a predicted model, not a curated record.